Orycteropus afer afer is the source of this 1297-nucleotide messenger RNA. RefSeq names its product beta-1,3-glucuronyltransferase 1 (gene B3GAT1). The record is from RefSeq and is a predicted model, not a curated record. Gene Ontology annotation, cellular component: Golgi membrane. NCBI's taxonomy places the organism in Eukaryota, Metazoa, Chordata, Mammalia, Tubulidentata, Orycteropodidae. Gene Ontology annotation, molecular function: galactosylgalactosylxylosylprotein 3-beta-glucuronosyltransferase activity. Gene Ontology annotation, biological process: carbohydrate metabolic process; chondroitin sulfate proteoglycan biosynthetic process.
GUAACCACGUCCCAGGGUUCCUGACCUUGCCCUUGACAGCCACCUCUCCGCAGACUCCAGCCAGGCCAGACUCUCCAAACCUGCUUCCGCAAUGGGUGGGUUGUGAGUGAGGGUAAGAUCUGCUAGCCAACAUUUCGGCUUCUCUGUCCUCUCUUUGCCUGGCCAGCCUGGACCAUUCCUUUUCUUUUCUCCCCUGUGCUGCCACCAACCCUGCUGCUACCCCUCUCCUGACCUUGCCACCACUCAGGUAAUGAGGAGCUGUGGGCUCAGCCAGCCUUGGAGAUGCCGAAGAGACGGGACAUCCUAGCGAUCAUCCUCAUCGUGCUACCCUGGACGCUGCUCAUCACUGUCUGGCACCAGAGCACCAUUGCACCCUUACUUACUGUGCACAAGGAUGACGGGAAUGAUGCCAGGCACAUUGCGCCAGGCUCGGAUCCCAGGGAGUACUGCAUGUCUGACCGUGACAUUGUGGAGGUGGUCCGGACUGAGUAUGUGUACACACGGCCCCCGCCGUGGUCGGACACGCUUCCCACCAUCCAUGUGGUCACGCCCACCUACAGCCGUCCAGUGCAAAAGGCUGAGCUGACUCGCAUGGCCAACACGCUGCUACACGUUCCCAACCUGCACUGGCUGGUGGUGGAGGACGCACCCCGGCGCACGACGCUGACAGCUCGCCUGCUGCGUGACACAGGCCUCAACUACACACAUCUGCACGUGGAGACGCCCCGCAACUACAAGCUGCGAGGCGAUGCCCGUGACCCUCGCAUUCCCCGUGGCACCAUGCAGCGCAACUUGGCUCUGCGUUGGCUGCGCGAGACCUUCCCCCGCAACUUCAGCCAACCUGGCGUGGUAUACUUCGCAGACGAUGACAACACCUACAGUCUGGAGCUCUUUGAAGAGAUGCGAAGCACCAGAAAGGUGUCUGUGUGGCCAGUUGCCUUCGUUGGUGGUCUCCGAUUUGAGGCACCUCGGGUGAAUGGAGCAGGGAAGGUGGUUGGCUGGAAGACAGUGUUCGAUCCCCACCGACCAUUUGCCAUAGACAUGGCUGGAUUUGCCGUCAAUCUACGGCUCAUUCUUCAGCGAAAUCAGGCCUACUUCAAACUGCGGGGUGUUAAAGGAGGCUACCAGGAAAGCAGCCUUCUCCGAGAACUUGUCACCCUCAGUGACCUAGAGCCCAAGGCAGCCAACUGUACCAAGAUCCUGGUAUGGCACACACGGACAGAGAAGCCAGUGCUGGUGAAUGAGGGGAAGAAAGGCUUCACGGAUCCCAGUGUGGAGAUUUGACCACGGGGACAGG